This is a messenger RNA of Beauveria bassiana ARSEF 2860, 2349 nucleotides long. RefSeq lists its product as uncharacterized. The record is from RefSeq and is a predicted model, not a curated record. Lineage: Eukaryota; Fungi; Ascomycota; Sordariomycetes; Hypocreales; Cordycipitaceae. The transcript has 4 exons. The coding region runs from base 1 to 2349 and encodes 782 amino acids.
AUGAGCGUGGCCGAGUCAACAACCAUCGGCUCAGAAUACGAACCGCGAGUCGACGGGGGCAUGGUGAAGCCGGCCUCACAAGUUGGUGCUGACAUUGAGGAGCGAGACUCUAUUGACAGUAUGCUCUCGAUGAACUUUUCCACGCCGCUUGCCGGUCCGGCGCGCGCUGAGAAGAUAAAACAAAUGUCCAAAAACCAUGCUGCGUUUGAAAAGUCGCGCUCUAUGCAGCAGGUUCUAGUCAAGAUUCAGCAGUCGUUACGCCGCAUGCCAGGCGUGUCGUCGGCCGAGUCGUCGGAGAUUGUCCUGCAGCUGCAGGAGAUUGGGCAAAUCGUGAGCCGCGAGACGAGCGACCUCGUCGACGCCGUGAUGAACCUGACGCUGGACCAAGAGGACACGGACAAGGCGGUCGCGCGCAUGGGCAUCGAGGCCAACAUUGCGAAAGCCAAGAUUGACGAACAAAAUAACACGAUUCAGCAGUUGGAGGCGCAGCUGAGGGAGGAGAUGGGAAGAAAGACUUCGGUUGGCCAGGGUGACGAGCAGAUCUCGGACAGCAGCAGAAAUCGUCAAGGCAAUGGAGACGUGGACGAGCUGAUCAAGGCUCUCAAAGAGACGAAUAGACAUCUGGAAGAGCAAGUGAAUGGACGCCGCUCCCUCUGGGUCAUGAAGCACCCUGACGAGCAGUCGCUCGCUCGCGCCAUCGAGACGCUUCGCGACUCCGCAGACGGCUUUCCUGUCGCCCAAAGCGCGCUCAUCUCACUUCGGCAGACCAUCAACCGCGCCAACAGUAGCAGUCAUGGGGCCGCUGGAGAUACACGCCAGGACUACAGCCGGCCCAGCGAUAUGGAUCACGGCAUGACCUCGCCCGACUUCUAUUCGAGGCCACCUGCACAGCCGCCCAUUGGCAGUCUGCGAGGCGCGAGUGGUCCUCCUCGUCCGCCUUCUACCGCGCCGUAUGCUUCUCGUCGAGGCAACAACAACCCCGCCUUGGCCUCGGCCGCAUGGGACCAGCCGCCACCAAUGUCUGCGACCACAUCCCGUGGCGCGUCCUCUUCCAUGAGCAGCGGAGCGAGCAGCUUUACGCUGUCGUCGUUUAGUCGCGGCGGCUCCGUCGGUCGCAAAGCGGCGCAGGGCGGGAACAGCUCCCACUUCAGUCCCGGUGCCGCCGAGUUCUAUCCCUGGAAUCCGUCGUCUGGUGAUCAUGGGAACAACGGCGGCGGAUGCCGUCAUGCGUCCACGUCCUUUGGCAACGGUGCUGCUGCUGCUGCCAGUUCUGCUGCCUCGAGCAAUGGCAAUAACAACAAUUCGCGCGACUACUACCCACGCACACCGACCGCUGCCUCGCGCGGCCGCUACGGCCGCCUCCAGGAAGCGCCUCCGUCUGCCGGCUCCGAUACCCCCGGAGGCGGCGUAAGCCUAGUCGGAAACAGCAGCAGCAAUCCCAUCAGUAACAACCACAACGCCGCCAUGAUGAAUCGCAGUAGCAGUAGCAGCCUGGUCCCGGCGCCAGCACCGUCGUCGUUCAUCGCACCGCUGGUGCACAUGAAUGAGCGGUCGGUGGCGGCCUGGCAUGAGGGUAUCAUGGAUUUUUACGCCGUGAUCCGGGCGUUUGUCGAGCGCCACGCGAGCCAGCCCGACCACGCGUCGUCGAUGAAGAUGAGCUCGACGGGGCUCUGGCCCAUCCUGCUGGCGACGUACCACCCGCUGUCGAGCGCCGAGGCGGCGUCGUACCUCGAGUACCACUUGCGCAACGAAAAUUCGAAAGCGUGCCUCGUCACUCGCGUCAUGAUUGACUACAUUGUGAAUCGUGUUUGGACGCCAGCGGCGUGGAGCGGCGCGGACGACGAGUCGACGUAUGCGCUCAUGGAGCUGGAACGGGACAUGGAGAGAAUGCUGGGCCAGCCGUCCGCUUUCCGUCAGCCGCUCCUCGACAGGCAGGCGGCCAUUAUCGACGCCAUUCUGGCGCGAGAGCACGACUCGUCUUUCCACAAGGCAAAGGUGGACGAGAUGGCGAGCACGCUCCUCGCCAACCUGCAGCCGCUGCUCAACCGGCUGGCCAACCCGGCCGACGCCUACCGCGACAUGGCGCAGGUCGCCCAGCAUGCGUGGGCGCUGUCGUCGCGCAUCCUCACGUCCCGGCUCACGUUUGACUUUCGGUUUCCCGAGAUUGGCAGCCGCUUCUCAAGCCAGUCCAUGCUGCCCAUCUGGCCGCGCAUGGACCCCUUUGAGCUGCAGGCCAAGCACUGGCGCGUCGCGCUCGUCACGACGCCGGUGAUUACAUGCCGCAACGACACGGGCACCAACAUUUCGGCGCACUCGGUGUCUUUGGCUGAUGUGUUUUGCAUGCACUAG